CAACGGGAAGUUGAGCUUCCUCUUAGGUCGAACACCCUAGCGAGGUUGCAAGCUAUUGCUGAUAUCGGAAUUUGCGAAUUCCGAUGAGCAAUAGCUAAGUCAGCCUUCCGGUGGUUCGAACUACGGGGUCGCCGUAGAGAAACGUAGAAUUCAUUCAUUCGUUGAUAGUCAGUGGAAAGUGACAAAGGGUGACAUAUGGUCGGUGCCAUGAAGAGCUUUAUAGCGACUAGAAUAUUUUUUAUUCUUCCCAUGACCAUGUCUCUAGCAGAGGAAGUCGAAAUCAGUACAGGGGUGUACUGGAAAAAGUUACCAGGGACAAUUAAUUAUGAAGCCACCAUUCCCCUCACCUAUUCGACGAGCUGGAGGUCAAACAUGAAGACAGAAAGUGAAAUUAACCCGAUCAACUAUUGUAGCAGAGGAGAAGGAAAAGUCGGAUGUAAAAUAAUCGAUGAGAUGGGGAGACUUUCGACCAUCUAUGAGAGGGAACGUUCAAUGUUGGGACAAAUGGUGGACAGUCAGGUUAAAGCGGGCCACCAAACAAACAGAAGAUUUCAAAGGGCGCUGGACUUCAUAGCAAGUUCAUUCGAAUGGUGUUGCGGGUUUGCGACACAACAAAAAUUUAAUAAGUUGGCAAUGACAGAAGGCGAAUUAGCACAACACGUGGAAGAAAUCCAACGAGGAUUAAGCGAAACCUUGAAAAACAUAGGUAAGGAGUCACACGAAUUUGCAGCGUACCAAAAAGAAGCAGCGACCGCUUUUGAAAAGGUGGAGAAAAGGAUGCACAUAAUCGAAAAACUGGCAAUGGACAUGACAAACAACAACAAUAUUCACAUGGAGGAGGAUGAAAAAUUAAUCACAGCGGCGGUCUACAACACCUAUCUAAAUUUAAAAAGGACCUUGAACAACUUAAGGACGAUGGAAGAAAACGAAAUUGCGACCGCCUGUAAACAACACUUGAUACCUCAGACCAUCUUACCACCAGCAAUUUUGAGAAAAGACCUACAGAAAUUAGCCCUACACAUCCAGCAACACGAUCAGGAACUGGCCAUUCCUAUGAGUAACAUCUGGAUGUUAUACACGCUACCGAUAAGUGAUUGCACGCUGACUGGAGGAAACAUAACCAUACAGGCACGAAUCCCAAUUAGAAGAAAAGGUUACACCUGGACUCUGUAUGAGUUAAUCAGUGUACCUUUCGCCUGGUACAACCACACUUGCAGGAUUCAACAUGAGAGCACAUAUGUCGCAAUUUCGAACGGGAAGAAAACAGAGACGAGAACAAUCUCCGGUGUGAGCCUGCACCACUGUCGACCUUUUGAAAAUAAAUUGUGUUUCCUACCGAGGUUUUUGGCCGAUUCGAUUCAUGGGCCGACGUGCGUAAGAAAAUUAAUCUCAGGGGGGUCAAUCGAAGAAUUAGGAAGCCAUUGUCCUAUGACAUGCUACAGAUCACAAGCACUGACUAUCACAGAGAUCGAAGACGAAAUAUUUAUCAUGACUCAUAUUGACGAAAAAGCCAGUAUUCGCUGUGACGCACAUGAAACCACAAUCGGACCUACAAGCGACAAAAUUCAACCGGGAGCAAGAAAAAUUCACGUGCCCUGUCAUUGUACACUUAUUUCAAGGGAAGAAGUCUUAAUUGAAAAAAGAUACCCAUGCAUAGAGCAGGAAGUGAAGGAAGUAUCCGUAGUCCACGUGAUACCGGCAAUAUGGUCCUCGCUUGGUUCACUAGUAUUAGGUGAAUUUAGACAGAAGGACCAAUUAAGAUUUACGAACGUAAGCCAAUGUCUCAACUUGAACUGGACUCUCACCGUUCCCCAUCUCAAUCUGACAUCAACAGCAAAUCGAGUGGAAGAGAUAAGAGAACAGCUGAAUAAUCAUAACAUCGACCAUGAGUUCAGCGCCACAUACGCUUUGCACGGUGAUACGAUUUUACUGAUUUGGAACACGGUCCUGUCAGUGUUCGUGGCAUACUUGGUGUUAAAAAGGAAUCCAGGAGGGAUAAUAAUCGCUCCUACUCCAGGAGUGCACGCUUGGGGUGAGGAGAGCCAAUUGGGACACCAAGUGGUUCUCGUGCUCAUGCACAUAGCAUUAUUAACCUUUCUUAUUUAUGUAUUAGCAAAAAUUAUUAAGUUGUGCUGCAGGAAAAGAAAUUCAAAAGAAGCAAACUCUCGGCAAGGGUCAAAAAUUCGAGAAGAAGAAGGCAGCGCGAGUUCGGAGGAAAAUGAAGUACUUUCUCCAAGGCCAAGAGUGAACCACAGGGAAAAGAGUCGGUCGGAGGGACGACUCGAACUGGAUGAAGCAAGCCUGCUGUCUUUGGCAAGAGGUCAAAAGACCAGAGUGACUUUGGAGCCACUCCCAACUAGGAGUGAAGUAAUGAUUCACAACGUAAGUGAAAUCUAAAGAGAAAAAAAAAAACAAACACAAAAUUAAGGGAGUCAUGGGACAUAGAGAAAGACAAACAAAAGGGGGAAUAGAUUUUAUAAGGGUACCUAGCUAGUAUUAUGGGGUUACAAAAAAAAAGGGAAGAAAUUUUUGGAAAAAAAAAGCGAGAAAUAGUUCAUGGUCGGACUGUUGAUAAUAAUAUCUGGGUCACAGUCACGGCUAAGGAUGAAAGAAGAUACCUGACAAGGUCGAACUAACUCGACUUAGUUCGGACUUGUCAGCAAAAUAGUAAUAAUAUGUAGUAUCUAGGUCAAGAAUCAUGUAAUGUAGUAGAGUCAGUGACUCUGAUAGAUGUAAAUAGGUUAAGGAUUGUUUGUAAUUGUUGUUUUUUUUUUCUUCUGCCCAACGCCCACGAGAAGAACCUCACAAACCAAAGACAGAGCGGUCGGACAGGGAGAGCUGAAGGAGAGGCAGGUAGCCGUAGAACCGGGGGGAUAGGAGAAAACGUCAGUCAAAAACUCAAAAUAACAUGAAGUGGAGGACUUCCUAAACCAAGCUACAAGCUGGAAGUCCCGACUCUGUGACGUAUUGCCGUCGUACCCAUUGG
Tribolium castaneum (red flour beetle) is the source of this 2986-nucleotide messenger RNA. RefSeq lists its product as uncharacterized. Lineage: Eukaryota; Metazoa; Arthropoda; Insecta; Coleoptera; Tenebrionidae. The transcript is spliced from 2 exons. The coding region runs from base 196 to 2397 and encodes 733 amino acids. The record is from RefSeq and is a predicted model, not a curated record.